GCACCGACCGACCGACCGACGACACCGCCAGGUCCGCCACCACCACCGGUACAAGGCACGCACUCCCAGAAAUCGCGACACGUCGAACCACGCACGACGCACGCACGCACGCAGACGCAGGCGAAGACGGCAUGCGCGCCCUGAUGCCGGAGCAGAGGAAGGGUCGGUCGCGGCUCGCCGCCGUCCGGGUGGGGCGGUCGCCGGCGGCGGCGUCGCCGUCCCGCCGCCGCCGCAAGAGCGGGAGCGGCUCGACGGCGGCGCGCCCGGUGCCGACGCCGGGCCCGUCGCGGUCGCGGACGCGGACGCGGCGGGAGGGGAAGAGGCGGGCGCUCGCGCGCUCCGCGUCCGAGCCGCUGCUCUGGUUCGGCGACGCGCGGGUCCACGACGUGCCGCCGCACGGGCCCGGGCUCGGGCUCGGGCUCGAUUGCCCGCCGUCCCCUCCGCCGCCGCCGCUCGAGCGUCCGCACACUUGCUUCGACGUCUUUGCCCCGGAGUUCGGCCGCUCCCCCUCCUACGCCUCCCUCACCAGUCCCUGCCCCCGGGAGGAGGCGAAGGUGGUGGUGAGCGUGACGGUUGAGGGCAGCGUCGGCCCGGUGAAGGCCAUGGUCAGGCUGGGCGCCAGCGUCGGGGAGGCCAUUGCUGCCGUGGUCGAGAGGUACGCCAGGGAGGGGAGAAGCCCGCGCCUGGACCCGGCCGCAGCCGAGAGCUUCCAACUUCACCACUCCCACUUCAGCCUUGAGAGUCUGAACAAGAAGGACAGAAUCGGAGACGUGGGAGGUAGGAACUUCUACCUGCACAAGAACGAUUCAAGCAACGACGGGCUCUACCUCCAGGGCCAGGAGGAGCCCGGUGCAGAUCCAAGUGGUGGUGACAUCAGCCGGCACUCCUCCUCAGGAGUAGGACAAGCAUCUGGUGGCGCUACAAGUCAGCACCAGGUCCUCACCAUCGUCAUCAGCAAGCUGGAUAAGAUUGGGCGGCGGACGAGGCGGAUCUGGAGGUUCAUCACCUGCAACAACUGCGCAUGACGCAGCACAAUGCACAAAGCAUCUGCUGCACAACAGUGCAGGCAAGAGGUAGUUAGCUAAUUAACCAGUGAAAGGCUUGGCAUGGAUUCUGGUUAACCAGUGUGUGGUGUGGUGUGGUGUGUAAUCCUAAUUCCUAGCAGCAGUUAACCAGUGUACAUGCCAUUGUGGUUGUGGUUAAACCACAAGAAGAGCCAGUGGGGAAGGGGAUAGCCCCACUAAGCAGAGUCAUGGGCACCUAUCGCCGAUUUAUUAAGAUAUGUGUCCAUGCGCAUGUAUAAAAUUCAAAAGUUGUAGCUCGAAAGAAAAAUUACAGCUCUCUCUCUCUCUCUCUCUCUCUCUAUACCGUGGUCGGUGCUGCAGUGUGUCGUUGUCUGUCGUCUCUGCCCAGCUGGGACUGGUUUUACAUGAAAACCUUGAAAACUUGUAAGGCUUCGAUUUUCAA
This is a messenger RNA of Zea mays, 1467 nucleotides long. RefSeq lists its product as uncharacterized. NCBI's taxonomy places the organism in Eukaryota, Viridiplantae, Streptophyta, Magnoliopsida, Poales, Poaceae. The record is from RefSeq and is a predicted model, not a curated record. The coding region runs from base 132 to 1025 and encodes 297 amino acids. The transcript is spliced from 3 exons.